Desarmillaria tabescens is the source of this 408-nucleotide messenger RNA. RefSeq lists its product as uncharacterized. The record is from RefSeq and is a predicted model, not a curated record. NCBI's taxonomy places the organism in Eukaryota, Fungi, Basidiomycota, Agaricomycetes, Agaricales, Physalacriaceae. The transcript has 3 exons. Bases 1 to 408 code for a protein of 135 amino acids.
AUGCGACGGAACGGCCCGGCGCAUUGUAUCGAGUCAUCUUCUGGGGAUGCGCCACAAUCGCACCCUGGUGUGGAGGAAGGGAUGGAGUGCCAGAAACGAGAGCCUAUGGAGGUAACGGACACCUUCAUCUGCCUUGGUGCUGUCAAUGUCAAAUUGCUCCUGCGCGCGUCGCGGGGCGUUCUACUCGAGACUGCAGAACAUAUAGGCGGCAAUGUGCUUGUUGAUGAGAGGUGGACAUGCACGAUACGCGAACCGAAGAAUCGGCCAAAUGGAACAUUUAAAGUCCAGAUACGCUAUUCUGCCUCCGCUGCACGUUCAUCACAUCCGGAUCCUCACCGACCUGUCUCACUCGACUGCGCGAAGAGUGUACCGGGGCUGAUGACCAUAGUCAAACGCAACGACAUCUAA